Molecule: messenger RNA, 9492 nt
Organism: Mirounga angustirostris (Northern elephant seal)
Lineage: Eukaryota; Metazoa; Chordata; Mammalia; Carnivora; Phocidae
Gene: APH1B
Product: aph-1 homolog B, gamma-secretase subunit
Exons: 7
Coding region: 122-895 (257 amino acids)
Biological process (GO): Notch signaling pathway; positive regulation of catalytic activity; Notch receptor processing
Cellular component (GO): endoplasmic reticulum; membrane; gamma-secretase complex
Molecular function (GO): protein-macromolecule adaptor activity
Source: RefSeq, a predicted model, not a curated record
CGCCUCUCCUCCAGCCGCGUCCGUCGCUCCCAGCCCUCUCCCCCGCGCCGAGCUCAGUUCUGUCAGCGUCCGCUGCACCUCGCGUCCCCGUCAGGCCUCCGGGCCGGCUUCCGCGGUCGCCAUGACGGCGGCCGUGUUCUUCGGCUGCGCCUUCAUUGCCUUCGGGCCUGCGCUGGCCCUCUACAUCUUCACCAUCGCCACCGAGCCGUUGCGCGUCAUCUUCCUCAUCAUCGGAGCUUUUUUCUGGUUGGUGUCUCUGCUGUUUUCCUCCCUUUUUUGGUUCAUGGCAAGAACCAUUACUGACAACAAAGAUGGACCAAUACAGAAAUAUCUGCUGAUCUUGGGAGUGUUAGUCUCAGUCCUUAUCCAAGAAACGUUUCGGUUUAUGUAUUAUAAACUUUUAAAAAAAGCCAGUGAGGGUUUGAAGAGUAUAAAUCCAGAUGAGACAGCACCUUCUAUGCGAUUGCUGGCCUAUGUUUCUGGCUUAGGCUUUGGAAUCAUGAGUGGAGUAUUUGCCUUUGUAAAUACCCUUUCCGACUCCUUGGGACCAGGCACAGUGGGCAUUCAUGGAGAUUCUCCCCAGUUCUUCCUAAAUUCAGCUUUCAUGACGCUGGUUAUCAUAUUGCUGCACAUGUUCUGGGGCAUCAUAUUUUUUGAUGGCUGUGAGAAGAAAAAGUGGUCUGCCCUUCUUGUAGUUCUUCUGACCCAUCUGCUAGUGUCAGCCCUGACCUUCAUAAGUCCUCAUUAUGGAAUAAAUCUGAUGUCAACAUAUAUAAUUAUGGUACUCAUGGGCAUCUGGGCAUUCUUUGUUGCUGGAGGCAGCUGCCGAAGCCUGAAACUCUGCCUACUCUGCCAAGACAAGGACUUCCUCCUUUUCAACCAGCGCUCCAGAUAACCUCUGAGAACCAGCACCUGUCAAACAGGAUAUUCUUCAAGACCCAGAGAUCUCAGCCUACUGCUCACUUGCUCUUAAAGUGAUGUGGGGAAAGAAGGACUCUUAGAGCAGCCCCAUGCCAAGGACUAAGGCCCACCAAGCUCCGUUUGAAUUUUACAUUGUUCGUAUUUUGACACAGUACACAUCCUCUCCACGUGAAGACCUAUUGAUUUUCAGCAAUUUUGCAUCUGUUUAUGGAGCACCUGUUAUGAGCAGGAAUUACUCAGGGUCUCAGGUCCGCCGGGUUGAACACAACAACAGGGCCCCUGCUUGCCCAAACUUGCAUCCUUUGGGAUACUUCAGGCUGGAAAAAUUGGUGUAGGACUGACCACAGCUCCAGAUAGGUCUUUGGGGCUGGUGGAGGUAUGACCUUCCUAAUAGGAAACCCUUGAGGACAUUGACUCUUGAUACCCACAUCUAGAGCAAAUAUAAAACCCAAUCUGAUAGGGAUGCUUGAAAAAUAUCGAGUAAUUAUAUGCCUGGAAUCACAGAGCUCAGUGCAAAGUUUAUACUGGGAGAGUGUGACAAUACUACAAACUAAUGCCAAACUACCAGUGAGCAGGAAGAGACUUAAAAAACAAAUCCUCCAGGGCUCAGGCUUCUUGCUAACUACCAGGUAAUUGUCCUUCCUCUGGAAAUGGCAAUAAACCCUCCAAUCCCACGUUCAGAUAAACUUUCUUACUCCCACAGGGAAAAAAAAAUCUUUAAAGAAUGUAAAGCUGUGUUUAAAAGAUUAUCUCCCGUGGUAAUUAAAUGGAUUUUCAGGUGGAGGUUUCCCCAGAAAAGCAAGUAAUUGGCAUGUCAUGGCUCGUUAGGGUGGAACCAUGGUGCUCUGUGGGUUCUCUGUGAGUCAGGACCCAAGCUUUGCCAUCUGGGGUCCAUUCAUCAGUAUUUCAGCACCAGGAAUGAAACUGGAGCAGAGGGCAAAGGAACACCACUUCUUCCGGGAACCCGUCCAUAGACAGCAGCACUAUUUCACAAGAGUGGACGUGUGUACUCUGGCCUCACAGAAUCUCGGCUCCCUACCCCUUGUUCUCUAACUAGGAGACUCAUCUGAGAGUAAGGAGAGUCGGAAGAAAAACUUGCUAUGAGGAGUUGAUCCAAGGUCUGGACAUACACAGUAGAACCCUACUAAUUUUUCAGGCUGUCAACCUUUGGAUAUGCCUUCUUGGAAAUGUUAGAGCUUGAAGGGAUUUCAAAAUGUCCUGUCCAACCUUUCACUGGACACCAGUUUUCUCACUUGCCAUGUCAGAGUCUCACUGAGCUAUAUUUUAAUUUUCAAGACCUCAGAGCCCUGGACUCAAAGCAACUCAACCACACCAAGAUGGCAGAGGGAGAGGGUAGCAAGAGGACACCAAGGUAAGACCAUUACUCAGCUGAGGACAAAACCAAAUUCCUUAGGGACAGCAGGAAGCAGAGAUGGAGCAGUCAUGAGGUAUCAUGCAAACCCUCAGGUCAGGAAGAGGCACAGCUAUGGGGUGGCAAGCCUUCUAGAGUGAAGGCUGCCAGCCUUUUUGUUGCUCCCAAUGACGUUUGGACCCACGGCCAGGGUGGCAGAAGCUGCCAGCCAGGCACAAAAGGAGAAACCCCGUAAGUGAAGAGGUACAGCAAUGAGAUGAUGAUUUCUCUUUGGACACAUGACUAAAGGGAACUGGGUUAGGACUUUCUCUUCCCAAAACAGAGGUUCCAAAAGGUUUCAUGAAGAGGGCAUUCUAGUGCUAACUAAACUAAGAACUCUUUAGGGACAAGACCAUCUCAUUGUGAUCACUGUGAACUCAUGUUGUGAUUAGGGUCACACACAUAACAGGCAUUUGGUAAACAGUUUCCCCAAGAAUAAAAGACCCCAAAGAACAGAGAGCUUGGGAAAGGUCAUCAGGAGGAAUUUUUCUUUUUCAUUGUGCCCCUAAAUACUCUUUUUUGGAACUAAAUACUCUUUAUUGGAACUGACACUGGAUUAGGUAUUUGGGGGCAACGAAGUGUUGGCAAAACCUUCUUCAGAAAGAGAAGCAGCUAUGUUGGAUGAGAAGAGUCCAGAAAACAAGAUCAGCGCCAGCCAUCCCACCACCUCAGUGAGUGACCUUGAGCAAGUCACAUUCCCUGCCUGAGUCUCCUUUACCCUUCAUACAAAUGAGAGGAUUGAACACUGUGUUCUGGAAGUCCCGUUCUGGCUCUCAGCUCCGAGAUGCAUGGAGAUUACUAGGACUAAGCUGGAGACCCUCUGUAUCAGGCAAGUUUGAGCGGGUUGGAGAGAGCCGCUCAUGCCAAGCAGCUAGCUCCUGGGCAUGUGACAAGGUGCCUGGUGGGAAGCGGCUGUUGGACUGAGCGCAGGGCACUGCUGCUCCCGGGGCGGGCGAGCCCCUGGCUUCAGGAACCUGCCGCGGUGUUAGCUGCCAUCCCCGCUCGUCUUUGAGCACCAGCCACAGCCCCUUAGGGGCAACAGGGUCUAAAAAGCUUUUUCUACUCCUGCUUUAUUAUUAUUAUUUGUAGUAGUUUUGAUUCUUACAACUCUAUAGGAUCAGCAAGGCAAAAAUUGUACCAUUUUAUAGAUGAAGAAUUGAGAUUAAAUGAUUUGCCCUAAUUAGACCUUGGCUUAGUUACAGAGUUAUCUUGCCUGGGUCACAGAACCUCCAUGCCCUCCUGUUUUAGUAUUUAUCCAGGAGAUUUGGGGCAUGCCUGUUUCCUCCCUCUCCCAUGCUCUUCAGGAAGGCAAGGGCCAUGUCACGUUCAUCCCUGCCUCUCCCAUAAUGCCUGGCACAGAGCAGGCCCUUACCUGUUUGCGGAGCUGCAUUCUGAAGCUAAUUUUGUGCUUGUUCCUCUCCAGGGAAGCGUGCCCCUCUAUUAAUCCCCCUUGCUUCCCUACCACCCUGUAUCAUUUUUUUUCCCAUCAAAAAAGAAAAGAAAAAUUAGGUCACUUGCUCAGGUUCAAAAUUUACCUUCCUAGCUUCCUAGUUUACCUGCAUGAGGAUGUGUUCUGUUUGGGAGCACUCAGUGAGAAAGAAAUCUGGUUUGCUGCCCUGUGGCCCGGGAGAUGGCCUGCGAGAUGGCCUGCCAAGUACGGGGCUUCACAGCAGUUCGUAAGACUCCCCCACCAGCACGGGAUGGCCAGUGUCCCCUUCCUGCAUGGCUGGGGACCUUGGCAGAGCAGCCUCCCAAAAUUGUGGCCUGUGAGUGCGAGGGGCAUGUGGUGCCAUGUGGGUGGGCACCAGGGAACAUAUUGAGGUGUUGUCAGUAGACCCCUUUCAGCCCUCCACCCCUGGCCUCCGCCUGGGGGAUGUGUGACUUGUCGCUGAAGUAACACUGGCCUUUUGCAGGCAGCCACAGCCCAGACUGUGGCUUUUCAACUUGGUCUCAGCUUCCACACUCAUGCCAAGCGCCCUGGUGCCAGGAAACCUCACUUGGGACUAACUCUUCCAAAAGAGGCAUUUAUUUCCAGCUACCAUAAAAACUCCACUUUUCUCAGUUUUGACUUUGCCUUUCCAGUUCAUUGGAUUCCUCACAUGAUCCUGAUAAAGGAGAUCAUGUGUAUCUCCCAGUUUGUUUUUCCAAACAAAGUCAAAGCAUUAUUUCUUUCCAGCUCAUGUUUUUCUGUUUUGAAAUGUGACAGGAGAUUAACAUGGCCCAGCUCAAAAUGCCUCUUGUGAUUUCCGAUUGGGAGUUAUGAGGCCCAGGGUACAAGAUCUGCAUUACCCAAGGACCAGAAUUUUUGUCAUGGAAAAUUUCAAACACAUACAACAGCAGAGAGAAGAGCAAAAUGAACCUCCAUGUCCCCCAGCUUCGACAACUAACCAUUGGCAAAAACAGAUCAGCCUCAUCUAUAUCACACCCACUCUCCCCUAUCCCUGGAUAAUUCCGAAAGAAACCCAAAUCGUUUUCAUCUGUACAUACUUCAGUAUGUGCCACUAAAACAUAAGGGCCACAGUGCCAUUACCACACUUAAAAAGUUAACAAUUAAUUCCUUAAGGUUAUCAAAUCUCAUCAGAAUUCAGUUUUCUAAUUAUCUCAUCACUUUGUAAUGGUUUAUUUGUAAGCUUCAGGAUUCAAGUAAGGUCCAUAUAUUGCAGUUAGUUGAUGUAUUACGGCCUAGAUCUCAAUUUGAUGGUGGGAUGCCUCAUCAGACAACCACUGGCCCCACUUCUUCCAAGGCUCAGAAUCUCAGAGCCAGGUUGGCUCUGUCCAUCCUUUGCCCUCAGUCGGUCGUGGAGUCCCACGUUUCUGUUACCACCACCACCUCUCCCACCCCAGGACUGGCCCUCAUCAUGUCACACUGCACAGGCUUACUGCAGGGUCCCUGCCUCAGCCUUUCCUGUUCGCCGCCAGCCUCCUUUCUUGUGACCAAGUUUAACCAGACGUAGCACCUCCCUGUCUCCGAAGCGUGCCCGCCCCACCCAACAAAGCAGAGCAGAGCCGUAGCCAUCUUUGAUGGCCUGAAACACCUCAGCCUGUCAAGGCCUUCAGUGGCCCCCAUGGUCAGGCUGGCAUCCCGAGCCUCAGAACAAGUUAUGAACUUGACCUUCACAAACGUUCUUAUGCUAAAAAUGUGCCUAAAACACCGCCCUCUUUCCCCUUCACCUUUCCAAAUCUUGUCCCCGCUUCAAAGUCCAGCUCAAGUCCUGCCAAAGCUACUCCAGUACUUUCUCCCUGCCCCUGACCCCCGACAUGCUGGGGGUUCGCACUGUGGUACAGUGAUGGGAAUGCUUGUUUAAGUCUUGUGCAUGACUGCUGUUUCCGAACCAGCACCUCAACCUGCUCCAACCUGAAAUCCUCAACUCUGUCUGCGGAUUUCAAAGUCCUUUUGAAGACUACAGCUUUUUGUCACAUCCCUCCCGCAUGUCUGACAGAGCGGCCCUUACGAAACACUUAAGAAAUUGAUUUGGAGCGUUUCUUAAGCUCGUUUCAGAAAUCUAGCCAUAAAGGGGUGAGAGAAGAGUGUGUGUACACGUAUGCACAUGGUUAUAGGAAGGUGAGGGUAACAAGAAGGGUUUUGUUCUUAAUGGGGAGACUUAAGCAUACUUCCAUACAGAAGGGAAGGGGGGAGAGAGAAGGACGGUUGGAUCCAGGAGAAAGAGGAGUCUAUGGAUGGAGUGUGGCCCUGAGAAGACAGUGGGUUGGGGAGGCUCCAGCCAGCUGAGGUAGAAAUUAACCCCAGGCUGAAGGAGGCACUCGAUAAAUGUUCAUCAUAUGGAUCAAGAACACUGAAGCCUGCCUGGAAAUGAAGCCCAUGAAGUAAAAACCCAGUCAGAAAUCCGAGAACUCAGCAAGCCUGCAAAGCUGAUCAGAGAGGACUGGCUAUGGGAAGACAAGCCAUCUGGUUUUCCGCAUUCCACAAUGUAUGCAACCAAAGUGCACCAAUGAGCCUAAAAAAGUCAGUAUGAUUUUUUUAAUGAACUUAUAUUUCACUACUUUCUUACUACAUCUUGUGGGUUUUUUUUUAAAAAAGAUUUUAUUUAUUUGAGAGAGAUAGAGCACUAACAGUGGGGAGGGGCGGAGGGAGAGGGAGAAGCAGACUCCCUGCUGAGCAAGGAGCCCAAUGUGGGGCUUGAUCCCAGGACCCUGAGACCAUGACCUGAGCUGAAGGCAGAUGCUUAAUGAACUAAACCACCCAGGCACCCCAAUACAUUUUGUGUCUUGUUUUAAAAUUUAAUUACAGAAAAUUUCAAAGUAGGUACAGAAGUAAAGAGUAUCGGGGCAUCUGGGUGGCUCAGUCGGUUGAGCGUCUGACUCUUGAUUUCGGCUCAGGUCAUGAUCUCAGGGUGGUAAGAUCGAGCCCCAUUGAGCCCACACCCAGCGUGGAGCCUACUUAAGAUUCUCUUUCUCCCUCUCCCUCUGCCCCACCUCCCCUCUCUCUAAAAAAAUAACAAAAAUAAAUUAAAAAUUAAAAAAGUAAAGAGUAUCGUAUAGUGACCCCACGUACCCAUCUAUCUAUCCACAAUUAGUUUAGUUUUGUCUACCCUCCUCCACUGGAUGACUUUGAAGAAAAUCUAUGGAUGCUUAUCUAAAGAUAAGGGGUCUUUAAAAAUAACCACAAUACUAUUUUCACAUCUAAAAACUGUUGGCAGUAAUUUCUUAAUGUCAUCAAAUAUCCAGUGAGUGUUCUGGUUUCCCCAGUAGUCUCAUAAACUCACUGAAUGGUUUAUUGGAAUCAGGGUCCAGAUAAGGUACAUGUAUUGUGACUGGUUAAUAUGGCUCCUAGCUUUCUCUCUAAGUGCCCGAUUUCAGAGUGUACAGAGUGUGUUUACUCUGUACAUAUAUAGUUACAGACUUAUUACUGCCUCAGGCAAAUAACCAUUUAUGCAAGUAAAUGCAGGAUCAUUUUAUUAUUUUGUAACCUGUUUGCAGACAUGGUAUGGGGUAGGUAAAAAACUUUAUGGGUUGAGUAAUUUCUUAUACACCUGGUACAUACAUUGUAAUAAUAAAAGCACCGAGAGCUCCUUAGAAGACAAGAACUACAGAAUAACUGCUAGUUUCUCACUGGUUACUCUUUCUCACUGACUGUACAUCUUAUGUGCUCAAGAAUAAUACACAUUUUAAUAAAAAUAUUGUUUGUAACUUGGACUAUAUCUGAUGAAUCUGGACACACACAGAAAAGCGCAUUCGUGGUUACCCUGUUUUGAGGUUUGCCUUUUUGGUCCUUUCUAAGUCCGUCCCUCAGAUCCACUGCUGCCCCUGACAUCUCUUGGUGGCCGUAUUCUCCCAGGUAGCCCCCUGCCCGUGUCUAUGUGAGUGUCUGCAGACAGCUCUCUGGGCUCCAGGGCAUGUCUCUUUGGAGCGGCUACCAAAACACAAGGUCAGAUCAAAAUCUGCCCCAGGAGAUAAAACUCUCCUGGCAAGGUUGACAUAUUCUGGAUGUUGACACACCUUUUUCUUCGAUCAAUAGUCAAAGUUUCAGUCCAAUAAAAGCUUUUGCUCGGGGCGCCUGGGUGGCUCAGUCGUUAAGCGUCUGCCUUCGACUCAGGUCGUGAUCCCAGGGUCCUGGGAAUGAGCCCCACAUCGGGCUCCCUGCUCGGCAGGAAGCCUGCUUCUCCCUCUCCCACUCCCCCUGCUUGUGUUCCCUCUCUCGCUGUGUCUCUCUCUGUCAAAUAAAUAAAAUCUUUAAAAAAAAAAAAAAAAGCUUUUGCUCAGUCCUCCAAAGUUUGGUUUCUAAGGGGAUCUGAGUAUAUAAUAAAAAUGGACCACGUCCUGGCAUGUAUAUUUAAAUGGAAGUGAUCACAGAUUGUGUACCAAAUUUGAAUACACAUUUAAUGAAAUGCAUAUUCAAGUGUUGACUAAAUACUCUUCCUUGGAAUGCUGCUUAAUUUGGAAGUUAAUUCACUCAUUUCUUCAACAAAUGGGCCUACCAUGUGUCAGACACUGUAUUAGGCACCAAAGAUGCGCUAGGGAACAAAACAGAUCUGGUCUCUGUCCUCAUGGAGCUUACAUUCCAGUGGAAGAGACAGACAAUAAAUUGCAAAGAAGCAAACCAAUAGAUAAAUUAAAAAAAUUCCAGUCUGCAAUCAGUGCUAUGAAGGAAAUAAGCGAGGAAGAGGAUAGAGAACACGGAGGGAUCACUGUGGACCAGGUGCUACUGGAAGGCUUCUCAGAGGAGGCGCCAGUAAAAUUGAGAUUUAAGGAAUGGGACUGAGCCAACCAUGAGCAAAACCAGAGGAAUGGAAUUCCAGAGACAGGGCACAGCAAGUUCAGAGGGCUUGCUGCAGCAGAGAGCUUAUAUAUUUUAUAUGCAUGUGAUGAAUCAACUCAGAAAGAACCUAGGAUUCAUCUGGCUUCCCCUUUCCCAAGCCGGGCAUCAUCCUACUACUAGGCUGAAAAUCAUGCGGCAUCAUCUGCUCAUGUACACUCCUCUGUCUGUUAGAAAGGUCCCCCUUUCAGGGGGCUGGUACCUACCUUUCCCUGAGGGCCAUCAGCCAUGGGCCUGUGCCUAGAGCCACCCAAAACAUGGCUAAGCCACAGGACCCCAUUCAGUGGGGGAAGGCAGCCUUCGGGCCCCCUCUAAAUCCAUCUUGAAUCCACACAUCCUCAGGAUGUUGGGAUGUGGAAGCCACAUUUAAAGUUUAAUAUAUACUUCAUAGCUCCUGCAGUUCCCUUCCGAAGUUGAUUAAAAGACAUACAGCUUCUCACAGAAGUCUGGGGGCGGGGCAUUCAGCUGGCUGGGUUCUGGCCCCCCUGCAGGAGGCCACAUUCUGCCAAUUCUGCCUGUUUUCCUGCCGGUCAAGUGGAGAGGCAUGGCCAUAAAGACCAGGAUCCUGCCCAGAAGGAAAGGAGGCUAGCCGGUUGUGGGUUAAUGAUUGAUAGAUGAGGUCUUAUGACUUUAUUAUAAACAAGUGGAGGCCAGGGAAUCAAACUGGCAUUUUCCUUUGUUAACGUUACAAAUGCGUCAGAGACAGGGCAGUGAGCGAGGGCUAGAGAGUCCGGGUUACUUGUUAUUUACAAAGCUUAAAGCAGGAUUGCCUUGGAUUUUAUGUUAUAGGUUAAUACAAAGGGGAAAGUCUUCUGAAGGUGACUUCAUCUAUACUUUCUGUCCACCUCUCCUCUUUGUUAUUUCAAUUCGUGUUUGGGCCAGCUUG